UACGUAGUCGCUGUGUGUGAGAGGAGACACUAAUGUAGUGCACAUGCUGCGCUUAGUUUAAUCAACAACUAUUCGUGUUCAAGACGAUUGUUGAUCGUUCAGGAAGUACAACACGGAAGUAGACCGUAUGUGCUUUUGAGAGGAGAAGAGACAUUGUAACGGGUAUUGCGAGAGUUGAAAUUGACCUCGUUCCUUGUUUACAGCAGAUUCCAGUCAGUAAAUUACUCGAAUCUGGUGUGUAAGAGAGCUGCUGAUAGUUCAGUAAAGAUUACAUUGUGCGAGUUUUCCAGUGUAGACAGUCUUCCCCAGAACAGAAGAAAAGCCGCUGUGUUUGCAUUAAUGAAAGAGGGGAGAGUGAGGCCCGUCUCUGAAAUGAAAGAAGAGAUGGAUAUGCGCGCAUCCUCCGCGUCUCUCCUGGAAGAAGAACUCGCCUCUGCUAUCGAGCCUGCAGUGAAAGCGGCUGUGCUGAGCGUCAUGUCUGCAUUAGCAAAGUUCGUGGACAGUAAAUGUGCAGUUUUCCACCUCAGACUGGACGAGAGAGACCACGAAUUCGAAAGCGUGAGAUUGCGAUUGGAAAUAGCGGAGAGCGAGUUGAAAUCGAUGCGGGGCGGAGAAUACACGAGCACUGGCGAUAAAAACUUUACACAAUCUCUCACGAACACCAGUGAACAAUACUGCGGGGUUGGGUUUGAUAUCAUUCAUGUACCCGAGCUGGAGCAGGGAGAGCGCAGUUUGGAGCACACAAGGGCAGCGGAGUGGAGACACGCAGUGGAAGGUCCUGCACAGAGAAAUGCUGUCCCUCAUGCUGAGGAAGGGUCGAAGGCAGAAUCAGCUCCCAUUCAAGUGGAGCUCUUUGCCCAGGAAUGGUGUAGGAGUCCAAAGCAGGCUACAGAGCUGACAUCUAUUGAAGGGAAGGAGGAGGAGGAACCUGCACUAGAUCCUGUCCACAUUAAUGAAGAGAUCCCUGGAAUUGAACCGGUCAUCAUUAAAGAGGAGGUUCUUGAACGUGAAUCUGACCCCAUUGAAGAGGGGGGUUUUGACCACUUUGACAGACGGCAGCAAAUUCACACAGGACAGAAACUGCAUCUUUGCCUUGUAUGUGGGAAGAGUCUCAGUACAUCAACGGAGCUGAAAAGACACCACCGAAUUCACACAGGGGAAAGACCCUACUGCUGCUCUGAAUGUGGAAAGAGUUUCAAUACCUCUACAGAUCUGAAAAGACACCGUCGUAUUCACACAGGAGAGAAGCCAUAUUGCUGCACUCAGUGUGGGAAGAGUUUCAAACGGUUACACCAUCUUAAAACACACCAGCAAAUUCACUAUCGAAAUAAACCUGUUUCACUGUAGUGGGUGUGAGAAGAUCAGGUAGGAAAUCUGGUGUCACACCUUCGGGUUCACACAGGGGAGCAGUUGACUCACUGCGCUCAAUAAGAGAGAUUUUAUUUUCCGCUCUCAGUUGAAAAAGCACACAGUAUCCAGACACUUCGCUAGGAGCAGCAGCAUUACUGAAAAAUAUAAAAAUUUAAAACUCUGAAAUUAGUAAAUGCAUGUGACUAAAAAAGCAGAAAUGCUAAACAAAAAUGAAACUGAAAUUUACAGGAUCGCUCUGUGAUUGUUGCGUUUCUGAUUUUGUCAUUAUUAAAAAACAAACAAAAAUAAAACCUGUUCUGUUUUGUGGCAAGGUGCCCCGCCCCUGUGUGUAUUUUUUGUGUUUUAUGUUGUAUGUAGUGUGUACAUUUUGGUGUUUAUGUAUAAUGUACACGGAUUAUAAUGUGGGUUAUGUGCACAGGUGAUAUAAAGUGUAAUUUGUAGUUAGACUUGAGGAUGGCACAAAUCACUUCACGUGCAAAUUAAAAGAGUAUUUCUAUAGAAGCACGGGAAGGGCACAAAUUAAUUCACAUGCUGAUAUACCGAGAUUCCAGUUGAAUGAUUGAUUAGCAAUCGAGUCUCGGUACAGCUGCAUAAAAACAGCAUGUUUUUACUCACUUGGGGUUGUGUGUUUGUGACUGGAGGACGGAUGGAGUUAAGAGAGUAAGAUUUCUAGAAAAUAACAAUUGCUAUUUCGUGCUGGAAGCUCCAGCUCUGUAAUUGAUUAGUGUUCAUCCACUUUGUUUGUCUGUCUGUUUACUUUGGCCAAUGAGACGUUUUGUUUGUUCAGUCUGUGUUUUCUGUUUUG
Messenger RNA from Polyodon spathula (Mississippi paddlefish), 2176 nucleotides. Its product is annotated as zinc finger protein 41 homolog. NCBI's taxonomy places the organism in Eukaryota, Metazoa, Chordata, Actinopteri, Acipenseriformes, Polyodontidae. The record is from RefSeq and is a predicted model, not a curated record. Gene Ontology annotation, molecular function: DNA-binding transcription factor activity, RNA polymerase II-specific; RNA polymerase II cis-regulatory region sequence-specific DNA binding. The transcript is spliced from 2 exons. Gene Ontology annotation, biological process: regulation of transcription by RNA polymerase II. Bases 340 to 1347 code for a protein of 335 amino acids.